GGGCGAUAUGUUCUUGGUUUUCUUGGUUUGCUGUGACGAGGAAGAAGACGGGGGAGACGAGCACGCGAUGGCGAUGCUUUGCGAAAAUCUCUAGCGUCACGAUCGCAUAGAUAGAUUCUAGGUAGUGGCGCCGUGCGGGAUCGAAGGAUCUCUCUGGAAAAUCGCGCAGAGCGGUAGAAUCCAGGGAUCCCGCGAGAGAUUUCGCUGCCAUGGCAACGCUGACGAGAGGGAUUUCGUUCCGGCGGCAGGGAUCGUCGGGGAUGAGCUGGGCGGAGAAUUGGACAUUCACGGAUCAAGGUAUGUUCCGGAAGCAAGAUCAAGAUCCGGCCGGGAUGGAGCACCCGGCGCCGCUGGGACAGAUUUCGGCGAUCUCCGCGACGAUCGAUCAUGGCGACGCCAAGGCCACCGCGCAGCUCAGCCGCAGCCGCAGCGUGGGCAGCGUGGGCAGCACCGUCGGCACCGCCAUGCAAAUCUUCUCGCCCGUGCUGGAGCUCAAGGAUCACCACAAUCUCUCCAAGUCGACCAGCACAAACACGACCGGCGCGGCGACGCCAGUGGUGGAGCUCAAGCCCCCGAUUAAAUCGUGCCCGGCCGCUACCGGCAAGGGCAAGGGAUUCAGCGUCAUCCGGUGGCUCAAGAAGCGAUUUGGAAUCUCAAAGAGGAUAGGAGCUCGAAUUUAAACUCAUUGUCGUCGUGACAAGGGGAUGGGUGCGCAAAGUCUAUAGUUUUUCGGGACGAAUCAGGAGAAGGUAUCGUGAAAUCUAUAUUAAAGCUAGCAAGCUCAGCUCGCACAGGGAGGCAAAGAAGGAAGAACACUUUGCUUGGAAGCAAAAGGGGAUCGAUCGAUCGAUCUCUAUAAAUUCUUCUUUUUCUCUCCCCAGGAGAUAUUCUACUUUGGGUUGGUGUGGCAAACACAAAGCUAUGGACCACGCGGAGGCCCCCCGCCUGCAGCAAAUUUUGUCUGGAUCCUUAAAGCCUGCACAGAUGAGAGAAAAGAAAACGACCAUCCGAACGAUUUGGAUCACUGCGAAUUGGACUACUCGGUGAGGGAGUCAGAGUCACAGAAUCACGGUCAAAGCUCUUUUUGUAAUCCUUCUCAUGGUUUUCUGUGUUCUUUCGAGGCAGGGAAAGCGUACAAGCCAGCCAGCCAGCCACUCCGUUAUAGAAUUAACAGCGACAAAGUUGUAAGGUCUUUACAAUGUUUUUAUAUUUUAUCUUUCCAGUCGAUUGUCCA
Molecule: messenger RNA, 1234 nt
Organism: Selaginella moellendorffii
Lineage: Eukaryota; Viridiplantae; Streptophyta; Lycopodiopsida; Selaginellales; Selaginellaceae
Exons: 3
Coding region: 210-680 (156 amino acids)
Source: RefSeq, a predicted model, not a curated record